CUCCUCCCUCUUCCUCUCGCCGGAGCAACCUUAGCUUUUGUGACAACCUGCUCCGGAGCUCCUAGCGGGAACAUCUGGCGGCCCACCCGGUAUCCCAAUUGGCGGGGCAAUGCCGCGUUAGCUAGCCGCCGUUUGCGCACUUCCGGCCGGGGUGGCUUUGUGCUGAGGAGUGGGGGUGGGAUGUAGAGAGAGAGAGACAGGCGGACCAGCGCCGAGCGGCCUUAGCCCGGGGAUUUCUCUCUUAAACACAAGAUGUCGACCAGGACGCCAUUGCCCACGGUCAACGAGCGGGACACGGAGAACCACUCGUCAGUGGAUGGCUUCGCAGAGCCCCCAGUUCCCCCGACCAAGUCUGCGAGUCGCCACAGCCUGCCGCGAUGUCGCAACUCCUUCACCUCUACGGAGGAGCACCCCCACAUCGGGAAUUACCGCCUCCUCAAGACCAUCGGAAAGGGCAAUUUUGCCAAGGUGAAGCUGGCGCGGCACGUCCUGACUGGACGAGAGGUGGCGGUGAAGAUCAUAGAUAAAACCCAACUGAAUCCUACCAGUCUACAGAAGCUCUUCAGGGAAGUGCGAAUAAUGAAGCUACUGAACCAUCCCAACAUUGUCAAAUUAUUUGAGGUGAUUGAAACGGAGAAGACACUCUACUUAGUGAUGGAGUAUGCCAGUGGUGGUGAGGUCUUUGACUACCUGGUGGCCCACGGUAGGAUGAAGGAGAAGGAGGCCAGGGCCAAGUUCAGGCAGAUUGUGUCUGCUGUGCAGUAUUGCCACCAGAGGAGAAUAGUUCACAGGGAUCUAAAGGCUGAGAACCUGCUAUUGGACGCUGACAUGAACAUCAAGAUAGCCGACUUUGGCUUCAGCAAUGAGUUCACCGUCGGAAGCAAGUUGGACACCUUCUGUGGUUCUCCGCCCUACGCCGCCCCCGAACUUUUCCAGGGAAAGAAGUACGAUGGACCCGAGGUGGACGUGUGGAGCCUCGGGGUCAUCCUCUACACGCUGGUCAGCGGAUCCCUGCCCUUCGACGGACAGAACCUAAAGGAGCUGAGAGAAAGGGUCCUGCGGGGGAAGUACCGCAUCCCCUUCUACAUGUCCACAGACUGUGAAAAUCUGCUGAAGAAACUACUGGUGCUCAACCCGGUCAAACGUGGCAGUUUGGAGCAAAUCAUGAAAGACCACUGGAUGAAUGUGGGUCACGAGGAAGAGGAGUUGAAGCCGUACAUCGAGCCAGAGGCCGACUUCAGUGACUCAACCAGAAUAGAGCUCAUGGUGACUAUGGGCUUCCCUAAAGAUGAGAUCACGGACUCCUUACAAAACCAGAAGUAUGAUGACGUCAUGGCCACCUACCUGCUGUUGGGAAGAAAAGCUCCAGAGUUUGAGGGGAGCGAGCCCCUGACCAACAGCGUCCUGGCUCAGCGGCAGCGGCCGACCAGCGACAUCAACAACGGCUCCAGUAUUUCUCCCGCCCACCCCAAAGUCACGCGCAGCAUCUCGGCCAAUCAGAAGCAGCGCCGCUACAGUGAUCAUGGUGGGGAUGAUGAUGGUGGUGGUGGUGGUGUCGUAGAGAAGCUAAUGGGCCCGUCCGUGCCGCCGGCGGUGUCGUACACGCGGCGAGGCCAGGCGCUGAGCGUGGAAAGUGACCACCGGGAGGAGUGGGACGGAGCUCGUCGGCUGGAGCUCAGCACUUCCAAGGGAGAUGUUCCCGCCUCGCCGCUGGGAGUACAGGAGAGGAAGAAGACAACAAGUAGUGUGGGGACCAACGGCUCAAUGACUCGCAGGAACACGUACGUGUGUGAGCGCUCCUCCACUGACCGCUACACCGCUAUUCCCAACGGCAAAGACAGCAGUUUAACCGAAGUGUCGGGCAGCACCCCGUCGACCGCAGUGACCUCCACGAGACCUCGUCACAUCAAGUCCAUGUCAUCUUCAGGACACCCUUCAAAGAGCACACUGCCCCCUAUUGAUGACAACACAGAGUUGAAAUCCAGCUCCUCUCCUCGCGGUCCCUCCACCUCGCCCUCCGCACACAGUAUUAGCACCCCGGAGAAAAACCGCUUCCCGCGCGGCACCACCAGCCGCAGCACCUUCCACGGGGCGCAGCUGCGAGACCGCCGCAGCGCCACCUACAACGGGCCCCCGGCCUCGCCGACGCUAUCCCACGACACGGGCGCCCUCGCUCAGCAGCGGCGAGGCACCUCCACCGGGAUCAUCAGCAAGAUCACCUCCAAGUUUGUCCGCAGAGCACUCUCUUUCAGGUCCACGCGGAGGGUGCCCAGUGAGGGAGAGGCCAGUGCCAGGACAGAAGCACCAAGGAGCGCGUCGGGCGAGCCCAAGGAGGACGGCGGCCGCGACUCCAAGCCCCGCUCGCUGCGCUUCACCUGGAGCAUGAAGACCACCUCCUCCAUGGAGCCCUCGGAGAUGAUGCGGGAGAUCCGCAAGGUCCUGGACGCCAACAGCUGCGACUACGAGCAGCGCGAGCGCUUCCUGCUCUUCUGCGUGCACGGCGACGCCCGGCAGGACAACCUGGUGCAGUGGGAGAUGGAGGUGUGCAAGCUGCCCCGCCUCUCGCUCAACGGCGUGCGCUUCAAGAGGAUAUCGGGCACGUCCAUCGCCUUUAAGAACAUCGCCUGCAAAAUCGCCAACGAGCUCAAACUGUGACGGCGUCCUCACCACUGGAUUCUCUCGGCACUGAAGGCCCUUCGCCGCGCAUUAUCAGGGCGGCCUCGGCUGGUAGCGUGCAAUACUGGCCACGAAUGUACUCGCCGCAAAGGACCGCAUCCUUCCACCCCGUCUUUCAGUUCUUUCUUCCUCACGUCAUCCCGACUGCUCCGUCCACGCCCUGGUUCUUCAUCCACACGCAGUACGCAGCUGGAGAUCCUGCAAUAACUUGUUUUUUCUUUUGUUUUUGAAUUCCAAACAAGGUCCUCGCUGAACUGCAAGCUAAACUAGCCGCUUUCCCACCUGUUGUGUAAUAGAUCAGGCUGGCGCUCAUACUAAAAAGAACAAUUGUACUGUAUGCAUAACAUCUGCAGGUACUGUAUAUUCCUUUUUGUUCCCCCCCAGUUGUGUACAGAAUUUAUUUCUUUCCGAAUAUACAGCAAGACAAAAAAGUAUUAAGUCGGCCAGCGAUUGUGCAAGUUCUCCCACUUCAA
Messenger RNA from Nerophis ophidion (straightnose pipefish), 3149 nucleotides. It is a transcript of the gene mark1, whose product is annotated as MAP/microtubule affinity-regulating kinase 1. The record is from RefSeq and is a predicted model, not a curated record. Gene Ontology annotation, biological process: protein phosphorylation; microtubule cytoskeleton organization; intracellular signal transduction. Gene Ontology annotation, cellular component: cytoplasm. Gene Ontology annotation, molecular function: ATP binding; protein serine/threonine kinase activity; tau-protein kinase activity. NCBI's taxonomy places the organism in Eukaryota, Metazoa, Chordata, Actinopteri, Syngnathiformes, Syngnathidae. The coding region runs from base 253 to 2655 and encodes 800 amino acids. The transcript is spliced from 19 exons.